This is a messenger RNA of Salvia hispanica, 1407 nucleotides long. NCBI's taxonomy places the organism in Eukaryota, Viridiplantae, Streptophyta, Magnoliopsida, Lamiales, Lamiaceae. The record is from RefSeq and is a predicted model, not a curated record.
AAAACCUAGUAAAACCCUGGCUAUCUCCCUCAACCAACCGCUCUCUCUCUAUACCACCUACGGCGGCGCUUAGCACCGAGCCGCGCUUCUGCAAAUUGAAGAACUCUAGAAUCCGCAGCCGCGUUUCGGAGUUCAUUCAGCUUGUGUGAAAAUGGGGAAAAUUCAGUACAAGCGGCUGAAAGGCAGCCAGAACAUGAGGCUGCGCCUCCUCCUCUCGACGCUAUCAUCCACACCGAUUAUAAUCGAAGACAUACGAGCCGAGGAAACGCUUCCCGGCCUCCGCCCCUACGAGUUGUCGUUCCUCCGCCUCCUGGAGGAAGUUUCCGACGACUGCUCCGUCGAAAUCAACGAAACCGGUACGAAGUUCAAGUACAAGCCAGGGAUUGUGAUGGGCGGGAGGCAUUUGGUUCACGAUUGCGGCACGUUGAGGUCGAUUGGGUAUUUCUUGGAGCCACUGAUUGUGUUAGGUUUGUUUGGGAAGAAGCCCCUCACUAUUAAGCUUAAAGGUAUUACAAAUGAUUCCAAGGAUCCAUCUGUUGACACUUUCCAAAAAACUACACUACCUAUACUGAAGCAUUUUGGUGUACCUCCGGAAGGGCUUGAAUUGAAAAUCGUGAACCGGGGAGUUCCUCCUAAAGGUGGCGGAGAAGUUAUUCUUUCUGUUCCGAUUGUGAAAGAACUGCAAGCAGCUAUUUGGUUUGAUGAGGGCUUGGUGAGGAGGAUCAGAGGAUACUCCUUUUCAGCUAGAGUAUCGUCUCAGUUUGAGAAUGAAAUGCUGCAUAAAGCUCGUGGCAUUUUCAAUCGUUUGCUUCCAGAUGUUCACAUAUACACUGACCACAAAGCGGGAGCGCAAGCUGGACAGUCGCCUGGAUAUGGAAUUACUCUCGUUGCUGAGACUACAUCAGGCUGCUGCAUUUCUGCUGACACGGCAGUCUACCGUGGGGGAGAGGAGGAGGAUGAAUUUGAGGAGAAGAAAGAAUUGAGUCCUCCAGGAGACGUCGGUGAGAAGAUUGCAGCGGCCCUGCUGGCUGAGAUUGAGCAAGGGGGAGUUGUGGAUUCGACUCACCAGGGUUUAUUGUUUCUCCUUUGUGCAUUGUGCCCUCCCGAUGUGUCAAAGGUUCGUGUUGGGAAGCUCUCACCUUAUGGGAUAGAAGUUCUCAGGCAUAUCUCUGAUUUUCUUAAAGUGAAGUUUAAUAUUAAGCCUGAUCCUGCAACGAAUACGGUCAUUCUCAAGUGUGUUGGAUGCGGUCUCAAGAAUCUAUCGAGGAAGGCGUCCUGAGACGUCACCAUUUUUCUUUGCCAAGGUUGCCUGAAGUUAUUCCUUGUAUCAGAAUCACACAAUCAAUUACUGUGUCUUGUAGCAUUGCUAUAAUUUAAAUCAAAAUUUUGAUAAUUUUGUUCCUUCCA